Messenger RNA from Capsella rubella, 802 nucleotides. RefSeq lists its product as uncharacterized. The transcript has a single exon. The record is from RefSeq and is a predicted model, not a curated record. NCBI's taxonomy places the organism in Eukaryota, Viridiplantae, Streptophyta, Magnoliopsida, Brassicales, Brassicaceae. Bases 74 to 685 code for a protein of 203 amino acids.
UUUUUCUCAGCGAAUCACACAACUCUACUACAUUUCUCUCUCGAUCUCUGUUUCUCUAUAUCACAAACCUUCAAUGGCGUCAGAUCAGAGCACGAUCAUGGAGGCGAAGACGAGACAUCCUCUUCACCAGAUCGCAGAUACGCCAACACACAAGCUUCUUCUGAAACAAUGGCUAAAAGAAGAAGAGCUCAUCCUCAGCCGUGUCUCUCACAAAGAAUCUCAGAUCGACUCUGUUCGUAGAGAAAUCACUCAGCUUUACAUCUUCUUCUUUCUCUUCCACUCCAUUUCUCUGCUGCUCCUCUUCCACGCGUCGUCUUCUUCAUCUGCUGCUGCUGCUUCGAGUGCCUGUAAAAGGUCAUGGAUCCCUUCACUCUGCGCUCUCUUGUCUUCCUUGGGGAUCAUUUGGGCGGUACGGUACAAAUCUGAAGUGGAAUCGCAUCUUGAGAAGCUGCUAGAGAGGGAGAAAGAAGAUGCGAAGCUGUUGCGCAAAUGCGUUGAAGAGCUGAAGAAGAAAGGUAUCGAAUUUGAUUUGCUCAAAGAAGUGGACGCUCUUCGUAGAGCAAAGAGUUUGAGAGUUGAGUCGAAGCCUGUGAGAAAAUGGUCUGCUAGGGAUUUCGUGACGCUCUUCUUCUUCUCUGUUUCGUGUUUGGUUCUCGCCAUGAUUAGACUCAUUCUCUGCGAUUAAGAUUAUCUUCUCAUUGCUCUUUUGUUUUCGCAUUUUGUAAUGAUUCACAGCAGAAUUCUCUGGUUUCUGCAAUUUUAGUUUUUUGUUUGAGAUAAUAAAGAACAAGUUUGAUUCAUC